Spodoptera frugiperda (fall armyworm) is the source of this 2845-nucleotide messenger RNA. Its product is annotated as basic proline-rich protein-like. The transcript is spliced from 56 exons. NCBI's taxonomy places the organism in Eukaryota, Metazoa, Arthropoda, Insecta, Lepidoptera, Noctuidae. The record is from RefSeq and is a predicted model, not a curated record. The coding region runs from base 87 to 2699 and encodes 870 amino acids.
AGAGCAAGUGUUGAGGGAGCCGGUAUCUUCGGUGAGUUGUGCGCAACUCACUGUUGGGUCCAAAGUUCAGCUCGGGUCCAAGUAUCAUGGUGAAGAUCAAGAGGAGCCUAUGGCUUCUCUUUGUUUUGGCUGUAGGGGUCCUUGCGCGACCCGAUAGCGAUGACCUAUCGACUGCAUCAUCGCAGUUGGCUGAGCUGCGUAGCGGCCGCGUAUUGGAUGUUACAGCUGAAGAUGUAACAUCUGAAGAUGUAACAGCUGAGGACUCCGACUCCGAUGAGAGUCGAAUGUUCAACCCAAACGAGUUGAUUGGACUGCCGCUACCCUUAGAUUCGCUACACAAAUGUCACUCACAGGGUGAAAUGUACUACGAGAAGAGAGGGGCCAUAUGUUUCGUCUGCGCCUGCUUCAGUUCCUCAAUAGGCCUCCUGUACUCCAAGUGUGUGGCCUGUGACCUGUGCGUGGAGGAACAUAAUGCGAUCCCAUUACCUCCUCAUCCAGCUACGCGGUUGGUUUGGAGUCCUAAAUUCGAAUACAUUCCCUUACCAGCAAUACCCCCACUACUACCAUAUCCUCAAAAAGAAACACAUCCAGAAGCUCCACAUCCAGCUGAAGCGCCAGACCUUCAACCACUAUCUCCUCUACUGCAGCCUGAACAGCCAGCUCCAGAAGUAGCUCCAGAAGCUGGUCCACCAGCACCUCAUCCAGCGCCAUUCACUGAGCCAGAUCAACUGCCAGAGCUGCCUCCUUGGCAACCAUGGCAUCCAUUCCCAUCGCCUCUACAUCCAGAAAUACUUCCAUCUCCCCCACUGUCACCGCCAGAUCAGCCAGCGCCUAUUCUUGAGCCAGAUCAACUACCAGAGCUGCCUCCUUGGCAUCCAUGGCAUCCAUCGCCUCUACACCCAGAGCUGCCUCCAUGGCACCCAUGGCAACCAUGGCAUCCAGCUCUAUCACCUCUACAUCCAGAGCUGCCUCCUUGGCACCCAUGGCAUCAAUGGCAUCAAUGGCAUCCAUCCCCAUCACCUCUAUACCCAGCUCCAGAAGUAGGCCCAGAAGCUGGUCCACCGGCACCUUCUCCAGAGCAACAACUACUGCAUCCAUCUCCAUCGCCUCUACAUCCAGCUCCAGAAGUAGCUCCAGGAUCUAGUCCACCAGCACCUUAUCCAGAGCAACAACCACUGCAGCCAUCUCCAUCGCCUCUACACCCAGAGCUGCCUCCAUGGCAUCCAUGGAAUCAAUCUCCGUUGCCUCCACAUCCAGCUCCAGAAGUAGCUCCAGAGUUUGGUCCACCGGCACCUCAUCCAGAGCAACAACCACUGCAGCCAUCUCCAUCGCCUCUACAUCCAGAGCUGCCUCCUUGGCAUCCAUGGAAUCAAACUCCGUUGCCUCUACACCCAGACUUACUUCCAUCGCCGUUACCGUCACCACGAGAUCAACUAGCUCCAGAAGUAGCUCCAGAAUUUGGUCCACCAGCACCUUCUCCAGCGCCUUCCCCUGAAUCACAUCUAUCGCCAGAGCAACAACCACUGCAGCCAUCUCCAUCGCCUCUACAUCCAGAGCUGCCUCCAUGGCAUCCAUGGAAUCAACCUCCGUUGCCUUCACAUCCAGAGCAACAACCACUGCAGCCAUCUCCAUCACCUCUACAUCCAGAGCUGCCUCCUUGGCACCCAUGGAAUCAAACUCCGUUGCCUCUACACCCAGAGUUACUCCCAUCGCCCACACCGUCAUCGCCAGAUCAUCCAGAGCUGCCUCCUUGGCACCCAUGGCACCCAUCUCCAUCACCUCCACACCCAGACUUACUUCCAUCGCCGUUACCGUCACCACGAGAUCAACUAGCUCCAGAAGUAGCUCCAGAAUUUGGUCCACCAGCACCUUCUCCAGCGCCUUCCCCUGAAUCACAUCUAUCGCCAGAGCAACAACCACUGCAUCCAUCUCCAUCGCCUCUACACCCAGCUCCAGAAGUAGCUCCAGGAUCUAGUCCACCGGCACCUUCUCCAGAGCAACAACCACUGCAGCCAUCUCCAUCGCCUCUACAUCCAGAGCUGCCUCCAUGGCAUCCAUGGAAUCAACCUCCGUUGCCUCCACAUCCAGCUCCAGAAGUAGCUCCAGAGUUUGGUCCACCGGCACCUCAUCCAGAGCAACAACCAUCUCCAUCACCUCUACAUCCAGGUACAUUUAAAUCAAAGAUUUACUCGCUCACAUUGGCUAGUUUAAAUAUCGGAAAAUAUCUCAGCUUUUGUGAAUUGGAUCAAGUUAAAUUAAUUCCAAUUUUGUCUGUUCAUCACAGAGCUGCCUCCAUGGCAUCCAUGGAAUCAAUCUCCGUUGCCUCCACAUCCAGCUCCAGAAGUAGCUCCAGAGUUUGGUCCACCGGCACCUCAUCCAGAGCAACAACCACUACAGCCAUCCCCAUCGCCUCUACAUCCAGAGCUGCCUCCUUGGCAUCCAUGGAAUCAAACUCCGUUGCCUGCACACCCAGAGCAACAACCACUGCAGCCAUCCCCAUCGCCUCUACAUCCAGAGCUGCCUCCAUGGCAUCCAUGGAAUCAAACUCCAUCGCCUCUACAUCCAGAAUUACUUCCAUCACCCCCACUGUCACCGGCAGAUCAUCCAGCUCCAGAAGCAGCUCCAGAAUUUGGUCCACCGGCACCUUCUCCAGAGCAACAACCACUGCAUCCAUCUCCAUCACCUCUACAUCCAGCUAACUUGCCACAAGCGCCACAGGCACCAGAGCUGAACGAACCGUUCCGGUAUCUCUCAUCUAUCCAACCAGGAUACACAAUCGACGAAUCUGCACCUCCAGGAACACCAGAUCUAGUCCCGAGACCUCCGGUAUCUGUGACAACUCAUU